This is a messenger RNA of Drosophila novamexicana, 1468 nucleotides long. RefSeq names its product Bardet-Biedl syndrome 4 protein homolog (gene BBS4). Bases 1 to 1449 code for a protein of 482 amino acids. Gene Ontology annotation, biological process: protein localization to cilium; cilium assembly. The transcript is spliced from 10 exons. The record is from RefSeq and is a predicted model, not a curated record. Gene Ontology annotation, cellular component: ciliary basal body. NCBI's taxonomy places the organism in Eukaryota, Metazoa, Arthropoda, Insecta, Diptera, Drosophilidae. Gene Ontology annotation, molecular function: protein binding.
AUGUACGAAGCAGGCAGCGAGCAGAUCAACUGCAACGGAGCACUCAUCGAGCUGCCCUCGCUGGAGGUGGUAAAGCCAGCGCCCAAAAUGCCAGCAGAUGCCAACAUCGACUGGCUGCUUCACAUCUAUUUCACACGCCGCCAAUUCGAGCAUUGUCGCCGGCUCAUCGCACGUGAACUGAAUCGACAUUUGAAUGCGGAAUAUCUGUACUUUGUGCAGGGUUUAAUUGAGCGCGAAGAUGGCAAUAACAUUGAGGCGCUGCGCAACCUACAAAAGGCCGCCGAGCUCAACACGCGCAACAUCGAAACGUACAAGGAAAUCGGACGCACACUCUACAGCAUGGGCCGUUUUGGUCAGGCGCUGAGCGUGUUCCGCGAGGCUGAGCAGCAGAGUCCACGCAAGGAUCACGAGAUCUAUCACUAUCUGGGCGAGCUGCUCUAUCGCUCGGCGGCCACACAGCCCCAGCUGGAGCUCGCCCGCCAGCAGCAGCACGAGGCCAGGGGCUACUUUGAGCUGGCCGUGCAGGCGGGCAAGAAACUGGAGAGCUAUGUCCGCCUGGCCGAGCUCUAUCGCAAGGACAAGGACUACCAGAAGGCCAUCGAUGUGCUCGAGACCUGCUUGCACCUGACGCCCGAGAAUGCCGAUGUGCUGACUGAAAUCAGCGUGUUGUACUUGAAAAUCAAUGAAACUCAAAAGGCAUUCGAUCGUUUGGCGGAAAUCGUCAACAUUGAGCGGAACUGUGCGCCGAAAGGUCUGCUCGCCCUGGGCGCCAUUUUGCAGUCGCGCAACGAUGUCGAUGCCGCCUUAAGCAAAUACAGCCAAAUCGCAGACACUGAGCCGGAAAUUGCCGAACUCUGGAACAAUAUUGGCCUUUGCUUUUUCAAGAAGCAAAAGUUCAUCGCGGCGGUUUCAUCGCUACGCAAAUCAGUUUGGAUAUCGCCCCUCAACUACAAUGCGCUCUACAAUCUGAGUCUCAUUUAUAUUGCCUCGGAGCAAUAUGCGAGCGCCUUUCACACGCUCGCCGCGGCCAUAAACCUGCGCAAGGACAACGCCGAGUGCUACAUGCUGCUGGGCCUGUGCUUACGCAAACUGGAGGACUUGGAGAACGCUUUUGUGGCGCUCGAGCGUGCCUGCAGUCUGGCCAGUGGACAACAACAGGGUGGUCAGCGGCAUCCUUUGGUGUUCCUCAACUUUGCGCUCUUCUGCUACGAGACCGGACGCCUGGCCCUGGCCGCCGAGCACUACAACCGUUUCAUGAGUCACGCCCAGGAUCUGCUGCUGCCCACUGAAUUCAAAUUUCAGGCCACCAAAUUGAAGUCCCUGCUGCGCAUCUCAACGCACGGCCAGGGUAUACUGGACGAUGGCGAGGACUCGGUGCGAGCGGAGGAUGCGUCUGGCAAGGAGGAGGAACUGCCCCUGGAGGUGAAUGCCGUGGUCAGCGAGAACUGAAAUGCGAGAACUGAGCAGA